ACCUGAUUAUCACAAUCUGUAGCUUAAGUCCAGGCGCAGCAGCUACGCUAAGUCCUUCAGUGUGAGCGCUAGACGAGGGGAGUAUGGCCCACAAAAAUGACGUCCAGUUUUCCAUCAGGGAAUACAGACCUUCAGAUGAACACGUGGUCUUGUCACUCUUUCGUGAUGGGAUUCUGGAACACGUGUACCCGGCGUUCUUCAGCGCCAUGAGCAAUCCAGAUCAUAUCGGUGUGACUCUGAGCAUCUCUAUGGCCGGCUACGUGCUCGGAGGCAGCUCAUACUUUCUCGCUUUAUUCUUUGGCCUUUCAUGGGCCGGCAUCAUUUAUUACUGCUGCUACGAGAUCUACGAGGACUACAUGAUGAAGAGGCUGAGCACGGAUAUGGCCGACAUUAAAGCCAGCUACCUGGAUAACCCGGAUCACGGUUUCUGGGUGGCCGAGGCCGACGUCAACGGCCAGGCCAAAGUGGUGGGGAUCCUGGCGGUGAUGGGGAAAGCAGGAGAGGACGAAGGUGAGAGGUUUGAAGACUGGAACGGAGGACUGAACGGCUCAGAGUUUGAUCAAGAUGCCGGGAAUGGAAGUUACGGUGAGAUGUCUCAUCUGGUCGUCGUCUAUCCCUGGCGUCGCAAAACCCUGGGCUCACAGUUGAUGCGGAAGGUCUUGGAUUUCUGCAAAGAGCGAGGCCUGACCCGGAUCGUUACGGAUGUGAGCUCGCCGCAGGCCGCGGCCCUUUCUAUGUACCAAAAACUAGGCUUUGUUGAAACUGCAUCCCACCGUAACACGCACCGUAAUCGGUGGUUCUCCAAACUGGCCAGGAUAAAUAUGAUGCGAAUGGAAAAGUCCAUUUAAACAAAACACAAAUGGAAUUUAGAGCUCAGUACCUGAAACAAUCUUGUCUGUUCAGCACAUCAAAGUUAAUUUAUGCUUUUUGUCUCAUUUAAUGUACAGUGAAAACAUAUAUAUGUUGUGUGAUGUAUGAUCAUUCAAAACAUCCCAUGAUAGUUUGAAGAAAAAUAUUAAAUUUCCUGUUUAUUUUCCACAAAGCAC
Messenger RNA from Cololabis saira (Pacific saury), 1046 nucleotides. RefSeq names its product N-acetyltransferase family 8 member 3. Bases 84 to 848 code for a protein of 254 amino acids. The transcript is spliced from 2 exons. Gene Ontology annotation, molecular function: N-acetyltransferase activity. Lineage: Eukaryota; Metazoa; Chordata; Actinopteri; Beloniformes; Belonidae. The record is from RefSeq and is a predicted model, not a curated record.